ACUGUUCCUUCCGUCACUAUACUCAGUUUUUCACUCAUCUCCCCCAUUUACCAUCGCAGUCAUCCGUGGAGUAAUUUGCCUUCCUUUCUGUGUAUCAUUUAUUUCAAGUCCCGAUCGUAACAUUGAGCACCGUUUUUUUGUCAUACAACAAAGACUUAUCAGAUCAACGAGUUAAACAAGCAUGAUUUAAGUCUUUUAUUGCUUUUACUUUGGUUUUCGCUUCAUACAUAGCUACUGGAACGUGGGUGUGUGUGUACGCGUGUGGUCGGUGGUUGUUGUGGGUGUGCAAUGUUGGCGCAUCCUUGGUGAGUGUGGUGCCGCGUCACGGGGAAGUUAAAGAAGAGAGUGUGAUGAGGAGUGUUGUCAUGACGUGUGGAGUGGUGUGUUGUUGUCCCUGCGGGCCGGCGCGGCUCCCUUGGCCAUGACCGACGCCAAAGUUUAUCCAUUAAGGGGGCUGACCCACCCCGCCACGCCACUGAAGGCCGUGGGAGGCGCUACACUGGCGCCGCAGUGAUGUCACCGCACAGGGAUGACACGCCGGCAGGUUGUCAUCAUGCUGGAGGUGCGCCGCCACCCUGCAUCGCUCUGUUUGUUUUGAUGGUGACGAUGUUGUGGCUGAGGCGGCAGCGGCGGCGGUGGUGGUGGUAGUAGUGGUGGUGGUGAUGCUGCCCCGCCUCCCGGCUCCCCCUCCGUCCGUCUCCUCCUCCUUCUUGCUCCUCUCCUCCUCCAGCCCGCGCCUCGCCUCUCCUAGUCCGGGCCGGCCGCCAGCCCCCAACGACACGCCUGCCGCUGAAGGGGAGCCGCGGGUCCCUCGCUCCUCGGGAAGGGUUUGUGAAGGACGGUGCCUAAAUAUUUCCAUGGGCGAGCUAAUUAAUGGUUGUUAUAGUGGGGUGAGAGGUAACAUACAGUGAACAUCGGUGGCUGACAUCUGAGAUGGGCGAGAUAAGAGCGGGGUGAUCUUGGUGAGGCUCGGCGGGCCAAUCAGCGGCGUUCCUCACUGAUCUAUGGUACGGUGGGCGGGGCGAGCCGUGGCCCCGCCCAGAGCCGUGGCCUCCGCCGCCCUCACACCCCUCCACAGUGUGCCUCUCACUGCCCGCUAGGAAGGAGUUGUGUGCUGCGCUGCGCUGCGCCGUGACAUUCGAUAUCUGUGUGAGCGACGGUUUGACAUUGUCGCUGAGAACUGUGGUCCUCGCACCGAGCGGCGCGGCCGUGUUAGAGACCAGGCAAGAUGAUAGUGUGUUGUAACGGCUGCCAGAAGCCCAUCACAGGCAAGUUCCUGGUGACGGUGCUGGAGAGGACGUGGCACGCCGAGUGUGUCCGCUGCUCCGACUGCGGCUGUGCCCUCACCGACAAGUGCUUCAGCCGCGAGGGAAAACUCUUCUGCAGACCAGAUUUUUUCAGGCGGUUCGGGACCAAGUGCUCGGGGUGUCUUCAGGGCAUCUCGCCGCAGGACCUGGUGAGGAAGGCUCGUGACCGCGUCUUCCACCUCAAGUGCUUCACCUGCUGCGUCUGCCGAAAACAGCUUUCCACCGGCGAGGAACUCUACGUCCUCGAGGAGAACAAGUUCGUGUGCAAGCAAGACUACAUGAGCGGCAAGUUGACAGUCGACCCUUAUGUCAUGUCCGACGAGGAAGAGGAGAUCGAGUCUAUGGAUACCGGGGACGCCUCGCUCAAAUCUCCGGGCUCAGACUCCGCCGCCCUGCACGCCCCCAACACACCGGCCACGCCCGCCACGCCCUCGGCCCCACAAACCACCGACCUCGACAAGGCCUCAAGCGUAAACUCCCGCGACGACGGCGACGACGAAGACGAGGAUCUGGAGGCUGGGAAGGACGACGACGACAAGAGGGUGGCUGAGGAGGAGAAGGGGUCUAAACGGCGCGGCCCCAGAACCACCAUCAAAGCCAAACAGCUGGAAAUUCUCAAAAACGCCUUUAACAAAACGCCCAAACCCACCAGACACAUCAGGGAGCAGCUGGCCAAGGAGACAGGCCUGCCCAUGCGAGUGAUUCAGGUGUGGUUCCAGAACAAGAGAAGCAAGGAGCGGCGACUCAAGCAGCUUUCCUCCAUGGGGAUGCGCGCGCACCUGUUCGGCAACCCACGGAAGCUGCGUGACCUGCCCCUGGGGAUGGAGGACGGCUACGGCUUCUUCCCCGGCUACAAUGGCUUCCCCGGACAGCAGUUCCCCGGGUAUUUCGGCCCCCAGCAGCCCAUGGGGUACCCGCACAUGGGCCCCGGCAUGGAGCAGCCCCUGCCCCCCGGUGGACCCAUGGGGGGCGCUGAGUUCCCCGGAAUGCCUCCCAUGGCCAUGAUGGGGGAGGCCUUCCCGCCGCACCCCCCCAUGACCUCCCCCUCCGAGGAUGUCUCAGUUCACAGCGGCUCUGGCGGAUUCAGUGACCAUCAAAGUUCGGAAAUUCUGGCGUGGUAACCUGACAUCACGUGACCUCAGCCGCCGCCACCACCACCAACAACAACAAUAACAAACAACAACAACAACAACAACAACAACAACAAACGACAAACAAAGCAACCAAAGAAGCUUCCCUUGCGGAACUCUGUGACGUCAUAAGUCUGAUGUCUCAAGAGAUUUUUUCCCGCUAUUUUUUUGAGUUAUACUUUUUUCUUGUUUUAUGUUGUUGUUAUCUAUUUAUUUACUUUUUUAAUUCUUUUAUUCGUGAAGGAUGGCCCGUUGAAUUUUUGUUGUUGUUUUUUUUUAUGUGUAUGAAUUAAAUAGAAGGAAAGAAGGAAUAAGAAGGAAAAAGGAAAAAAAUAUGCGUAAAAGGAAGAUAAGAGAUAUUUUUAUGAAGUCGGUGCAAGCGGAAAAAAAGAAAGAAGAAAAGGAAGUAGCAGAUGGCGAAGAAGAUGAAGAAGAAGAAGAUGGAGAAGAAGGAGGAGAAGGAGGGAGGAGGAGGAGAAGGAGGAAAAGUUAUAUUAUUAUUAUUAAUCUUAUUCAGUAAAUGUCGUCCAUAGAUGUCAGUGUAAAGGGGAAGAAAAGAAAACGGGAAGAGGGAGGGCGAGGGAAGGGGAAACUAAACUACACUGCUCUCUGACUCUCAUUUAAUAAAGGGUCAGUUUUAUAAUUACCUUGGCAGUCACGUUUUUGGUUAGUGGAUCCAUUUUUUCCAAACACCGCUGGAACAAGACGCGCCCUGUACACCUCUGAGGAAGGUAGGAAAAACGUACACUGUAGUUUGCCACACGGUUUUGUAUGUAUGUAAUGUAUGUACGGUGUAGUCAUGUACGUACGUAGAAUGGGUUCAAAACACACACACACACACACACACACACACACACACACACACACACACACACACACACACACACACACUCACACACUUCUACAUUUCUACACUCACACACACACUCACACACACGCACACAGUAGAAGUAUCAUAGGUGGUAUCUCGUGUACGCGUCACCCGUGUGUAAAGCUACAUAUGUACGUUGAACUCAAAAAAAAGAAAAAAAAAUGUGCACUUUCAGAUAGUCGUGUACACUUACAGAGACAGCCAUGAACGAAAAGCUUAAAAAAACGAACACAUUAGUAAUAUAGAAACCAUAAUAUUUUGAUAAUGACUCUUAAAAUGCACGCAAUUAUCUUUAUAUUAUUUUUUACAGCAAUGAAUCCCAAGUUUUAUGGGGCUUCAAGAGUCACAGUAACACUAAAACUCUUCAUAAAAUAUUUGAUCGCAGACUCUGAGGGUUCAAGAAGUCAGAAUCCUUGUACUUCCUUUAUAUGGCAUCUGAUCCUAAGUUUAUGAGCAUUCAGGACUUCGAAUCGCCUGGAGCGUCUUCGUAACUUCAAAACGUUCAUGGCUUAAGUUUGUUUCAUGACUCGAAUACUCCCGAAUCUCUCUAUAAGGUGUUCGAUCCAAAGUUCAAAAGGGUUCAGGGCGCGGACUCCCGGAGGAUUGUCUACAGGGAUAACAUGGUACCUGCUCGAUCCUCCUUUAGAGCGUUGGAUCAUCUUUCGUCCACUUAAGCAAAGGGUUCACAUUCCUGAUAUACAUAUAUAUAUUGCUAUGAACUAUUUAUAAGGCUUGGGGAGAGGGACCAGGGACGGGUGGGGGGUGUAUAUAGAUGUACAGUCUGUUGUAGUGCAGGAUAAAACAAACAACCCGUUUUCUUUUUUCCAUUUUUUAUUAUGAUUAUUAUUCAUCUGUGAGUGUAGAUAGAUUUCCCAGAAGUUUUACGGCCGAGUUUACUAUUACUGCUAUUAUCAUUACUAUUAGCUAUUACGUGCAAGUUUAUAUUAUGAUUAUCAUUUUUAUCUUUUUUUCAUCUUUUUUUUUCAUUGGAAGCUGUUUUUUUUUCUUUUUUAUUAUUCCUUUUUGUUAUUUUCUUUCCAAUUUCUCGUCUACGAAAUAAUAAUAAUUUACUGACUCGGUUUGGCGCUUCGAGUAGUAACAGUCGCGGAAUAUAAGAAUCACUAACUUAAUGCCUAAGGUGUUCUACCGUACUGAUAUUAUGAAGUUAAGACGCGCCCGGUGCCUCGUGGCGUCACCGUGGCGUCACCGAGGGCUGGGCGGCGCCGAGAGCAAAGAAAACGCAUCCUUGUUUCCCUUACAUAGUGUUCUCCUAAACAUUUCUUAUUUUUCCUGUUUUAUUGAGUUUUCCUUUAAGUGUAUGAGUGUAAUAACGACCAGUGCUUCAUUAAUGUAUAACACUUGAGAGGCUGACGACGCAGCACCACCAGUAACCUUGAGAAAAGUGAACAUUAUGAAAAAAAAAAGUGCCCGGAGGUGAGAGAAGAAAAUAAUGUUUACGAAUGAUCUGGCCGGCACUCCGCUCAGGCGAGGUUGAUGACUAGCAAUUACACGCUAUAAAUUCCUGCUAUCUCAAGCCUCCCAGAUGAAUGGCGGAGUUUGCAGGACGAAAUGGAAGAUAAUUAUAAGCUUCUGAACUUUCUAAGCAAACGUUGAGGAUGCGUUCAGUCCGCGCAGCAAUAGCUUAAUAGGGGCAAUUACAAUGACAAUUGGCUCACUUUUCCAAGGUUCCUGGUGCGUGCUGCGGAGGGAAACAGUAGCCUGAGGGACGCGAGUAGGGAGGUGUUGCGUGCCUCUCCUCCUCCUCCCUCUUCGGCGUGCUCUUCAUUACGGCUUGUUUAUUUGAUUUUUUUUUUUUUUUACAUAUAUUUUUCUGAUUAUAUGUGAAUCUGUGAUAUCAAUUAUUUGUUAUAUCUCCAGUGACACUUUUUUUGUAAUAAAACUAACGAAAUGAACUGAUAAA
This is a messenger RNA of Scylla paramamosain (green mud crab), 5229 nucleotides long. It is a transcript of the gene Lim1, whose product is annotated as LIM/homeobox protein Lhx1-like. The record is from RefSeq and is a predicted model, not a curated record. Bases 1229 to 2428 code for a protein of 399 amino acids. Gene Ontology annotation, molecular function: DNA-binding transcription factor activity, RNA polymerase II-specific; zinc ion binding; RNA polymerase II transcription regulatory region sequence-specific DNA binding. Lineage: Eukaryota; Metazoa; Arthropoda; Malacostraca; Decapoda; Portunidae. The transcript has 7 exons. Gene Ontology annotation, cellular component: nucleus. Gene Ontology annotation, biological process: regulation of transcription by RNA polymerase II; neuron differentiation.